AAUAUAACAAAACACCUCAAAUGUCAUAUUUUGCAUCAAUGUGGACGUGUUUUCCCAUAUUUCAGUAAGUGAAUUAUUCAAGAAUUAUGUCUCUGAACUAAAUGCCACGCCGAAUUCAAAUAUAUCAAGAAAACCAUAAAUCACAUGCCAUUUACAAUCUAAAGAAAUCAAAUUUGUGAAAGUACUACGCAAUGGAUACUUUGAAAGCAGAAAUACUAAAGAAACGAAAACAGUUAGAAGAUAGCAAAAUUCUGAACAACAAAAAAUACUUUCGUAGAGGAGAAUUGGCAGCCAAGGAACAAGAAGAAUACUUUGAAAAAUAUGGCCACAAGAAAGACUUAAUCAAAUCUGAUAUUAGCGAUCACUUGGAAGACUCUGUAGCAAAUAAUGGGCAAGAACAUUUGGCGCUGUCGAGGCCUGAAGUUAUAAGACGAUUACGCGAACGAGGAGAGCCAAUACUCUUGUUUGGAGAAACAGAAUUAGAAGCCUUCAGAAGACUUAGGAAACGUGAGAUAGCAGAACCGGAAGUCAACAAGGGUUUCCGCAACGACUUUCAAGAAGCUAUGGAGCAAGUGGAUCAGGCAUAUCUAGAUGAAAUUUUAGAAUCAUCAAAGCCACAAGAUAGGGAAGGUAAAGGAGAUGUGCACGUGCCUGACGAAGGAGUAACUUACGAAGAUAUACAGAAAAUGUCUGCCAAAUUAAAUUGCGGAGACAGGGAUUAUGACAUGAAUGUGAUUACUCAGUUUUUACAAUUCCUUGUCAAAAUGUGGGGCAACCAAUUGAACAGCAGGGCUGCUCUUGAUAAAAAUGGAACCAGAGGAAAAAUGGCUAGUGCUACUUACGCCCAAACUAGAGAAUAUUUGAAACCAUUACUCAGAAAACUUAAAAACAAAUCGUUGCCUGAAGACAUCACCGAUAGUCUUACCGAAAUUGUUAAGCAUCUCCUAGAACGUAAUUAUAUAUUGGCUAGUGAUGCCUAUCUCCAAAUGGCGAUCGGCAACUCACCUUGGCCCAUUGGGGUCACUAUGGUGGGUAUCCAUGCCCGUACAGGUCGUGAAAAAAUUUUCUCCAAGAAUGUUGCACACGUUAUGAAUGAUGAAACACAGCGUAAAUACAUACAAGCACUCAAAAGGUUGAUGACUAAAUGCCAAGAAUAUUAUCCCACUGAUCCAUCUCGCUGCGUGGAGUAUGCAAAAAACAAUUAGGUGAUGUGCAUAGAUAUUAAAAUAUUACCACGUAUUCAAUUAUUGUUAUUUAUCAGUUGCAAUUGUGCAUAAAAUUAGAAUCAAUUCACUCUUUAAUGUUAUCAGUAAAAUAACUCACAGCAAUAUGCUAGUUAUUUUUAGUACAAUAUAAACCCAUCGUUUCGUAGCUGUAAAAGAAUUUUAAAAGUCUACAAAUUUAUACACAUACAUAGACUGGAGUUACAUGUAACACUCAUAUGAUUUGAACAUGAAUAGAAAUGAAAUAAUAUUUCAUAUAUAAUGUCUUACAGCCAAUUUGAAUAAUUGUCAGGAACUGCAGAUUGGGUAAUAAAUUAUUUGGUCAUUGCAGCAGCUAGCUCCUCUGAUCUUUUCACACCUGA
This is a messenger RNA of Athalia rosae (coleseed sawfly), 1585 nucleotides long. It is a transcript of the gene Prp18, whose product is annotated as pre-mRNA-splicing factor 18. NCBI's taxonomy places the organism in Eukaryota, Metazoa, Arthropoda, Insecta, Hymenoptera, Athaliidae. The transcript is spliced from 4 exons. Gene Ontology annotation, biological process: RNA splicing; generation of catalytic spliceosome for second transesterification step. Gene Ontology annotation, cellular component: U2-type post-spliceosomal complex; U5 snRNP; U4/U6 x U5 tri-snRNP complex. The record is from RefSeq and is a predicted model, not a curated record. Bases 192 to 1205 code for a protein of 337 amino acids.